UGCUUCCUUCUUUCCGUCCAGCUCGUCUGUUCGGACUGAGAGAGCCGACCGAGUGCGCAGCGAUGUCUGGGGCGGCUGCAGGGUCGGCGGGCUCCGGGGCCGGGUCGGUGGGCUCCGUGGUGCGGCGCUUCCUGGCCGAGUACAGCAGCGGGACGCCGAGCCGCCUGAAGGUGCUGGACGCCUACCUGCUCUACGUCAUGCUGACGGGAGCGCUGCAGUUCGGCUACUGCCUCGGCGUCGGCACCUUCCCCUUCAACUCCUUCCUCUCGGGCUUCAUCUCGGCCGUGGGCAGCUUCAUCCUGGGCGUUUGUUUGAGGAUCCAGAUCAACCCACAGAACAAGGGGGAAUUUCAGGGGAUCUCCCCAGAACGAGCCUUUGCCGAUUUCCUCUUUGCCAGCACCAUCCUUCAUCUUGUCGUCAUCAACUUUGUGGGCUGACCAGUCGGUCCCGGAUGUGUCUCACUUGCUGAAGCCCCUCAUGAACAAGCAUGCUGUGCAUCACAGACUUUUGAUUUGUUCACUGGUGGGAAAAGGAACUGUUUCCUUGACAACAGUUGGGCUUUGCCUUCCAUUUCUAUGACAGCCAAUAA
Messenger RNA from Gekko japonicus, 589 nucleotides. RefSeq names its product defender against cell death 1 (gene DAD1). NCBI's taxonomy places the organism in Eukaryota, Metazoa, Chordata, Lepidosauria, Squamata, Gekkonidae. The record is from RefSeq and is a predicted model, not a curated record. The transcript is spliced from 3 exons. Gene Ontology annotation, biological process: protein N-linked glycosylation. Gene Ontology annotation, cellular component: oligosaccharyltransferase complex; membrane. The coding region runs from base 63 to 437 and encodes 124 amino acids.